Molecule: messenger RNA, 1403 nt
Organism: Schistocerca nitens (vagrant locust)
Lineage: Eukaryota; Metazoa; Arthropoda; Insecta; Orthoptera; Acrididae
Product: C-factor-like
Exons: 5
Coding region: 234-980 (248 amino acids)
Source: RefSeq, a predicted model, not a curated record
CUCAAGGUCAUACAAUGAAUUUGCGCGCUACGGAGGUAGAUAUUAACUGGACUGACAGUAAUCUAAGUAGCCUGAAGGCCUCGCUCUUGCGUAAUUGAACGAGUUUGGUAGGUUUCUAGUACGACAAAAAAAGUGAAAUUAGUGGGCGUCUGCCAUUCAACUGUGAACAGCAUUAUCCUGUACGAAAUCAGUCUGUUAUCUUUGUUAUAAAUUCCAACAAUAAAAACAGUCAAAUGAGGUCGGUGCUGAUUACUGGUUGUAGCAGAGGCAUUGGUCUCGAGCUGGUAAAGCAACUGACUGCCCACAAAUCAGCCCCAGCAUUCAUAAUUGCAACAUGUCGCAAACCGGAGGAAGCAAGGGCUCUUCAAGAACUGUCUAAGAAACAUAAAUCUAUCCACGUGUUAAAGUUAGAUGUUACAGAUUUUUCCAGCCUAGGAGUGUUUGCAAAAGAUGUUGAAGGAAUUGUUGGUGAUGAAGGCCUAAAUCUGUUAAUAAAUAAUGCUGGAGUAAGUGGAAACAAGACUGCUAAACUAGCAGAUCUUAAAGCAGAAGAACUUGCUGAAAUAUAUAAAACCAACACAAUUGCUCCCAUCUUGUUGACCCAGGCUCUGGUUCCACUCUUGAGGAAAGCUGCAAGCCACAAUGCAUCUGCUCAGCUGGGUAUUGGGAAAGCUGCCAUUGUCAAUAUUAGCUCUGGCCUUGGUUCAGUGUCACGAAACACUUUUGGAGGAUAUUAUGGUUACAGAGAGAGCAAGGCUGCUUUGAACACAUCAACACGUUCUAUUAGCCAUGAAUUAGCUGCUGAUGGCAUACUUGUAAUGACCUUACAUCCUGGUUGGGUCAAGACUGAUAUGGGGGGAAAAGAAGCUGAUCUUACUGUAGAAUUUAGUGCUUCAGAGAUAGUGAAAACACUCUUCAAAUUGGGCAAGGAACAUCAAGGAGCAUUCCUCCAGUAUGAUGGCUCUGUUUUGCCAUGGUAAUGAAUGCUUUCAAAAUUGUUUCGUGGAAAAUGUUUCUGGCUGUAUAAAACUUUUUCUGUAAUCACUGUCUUCCAUCUUUUUUUCUAUAGCUCUCACCCCAGAAAUGUUGGGAUUUUGAUUCAUUCUGAUUUCAUUGCACAUUUCAUGCUUUAUUUUCAGCUUUACUGAAGAGCAAUGCCUUUCCUCCUUUGUAUGCAUUUCAGUUGUAGUGAAGCAACCUCUAUCCUCCCUCUCCUCAUGCAUUUGGUUUUCCUUCCAACAUUUUGUAGUGCUUUUAUUAACAUUCCCUAACAAUGUUUUACAUUAACUAAAAAAAAGCCAUGGGCCAUUAUCACUUUCUGUUCAUAAACAAUGUGACAUUGUAAUGUAUUUUCAACAUGUAAGUAAUAGUUACAUAAAAUACAAUUUCUAAUGUUAUCUCAA